AUGUCGAGUUCUAAGCUGCGUUGUAAAUCUAUUUCAAAACUAUCAAAUGUGGCUGAACAGUUUAUGAUUCAAGAUUCGAGAUGUGGGCCUGGGGCUCGUGUAAUGACUCUUUUGCAAGUAUGUUUAGACACCUUAGAGGCCUAUAAGGAUGAAUAUAAGAAAUUGAAAAGGAAUGAUGAGGUGUCUCAAGAACAAAUCUAUCAUAUCUACGAAUCUGCAUAUGUUUAUUAUAAGAUCGUACACAGUUUGGUUCUUAAUAGAAUACCGAAUCUCAAUGAAUUCCAUCAGGUCAAAAGGCGCUCCAACACAAGUGAUAAAAAAUUGAUGGAGAUUUAUAAUAUGUUGGUUAAAAGUUUGCUCUAUGACGAAAAGAUCAGUGGCGUUAAAACGUUUAUCAAGGAGCAUUCUUCUGAUAUUGAUGAAAUUAGUAGUGAUAAAGAACUGAAAACCGGUGGUUUUAUUUCAGCAAAGGAGUUGGAAUUUUUGCUUAAAUCUGACGAUCGUAAUAUUUUGCUAGUGGAUGUAAGACAGAGAUCUGAAUUUGAAGAAACCCAUAUUAAAGCCAGUAAUGUCAUUUGCAUCGAGCCAAUAUCAUUUAAGAGUUCCUACACAGAUCUGGAAUUGGAGAAAAAAUCGAUGAUUACUUCACCAAAUGUUGAAAUUGAUAUUUUUAAGAGGAGAAAUGAGUUUACGUUUGUCAUUCUAUAUACAGAUGGCAAUAAAGAAAAUGGUCACCAUAAUUUUUACAUCCAACAGGAAAUGGUGUUAUUAGACUUACUGAUAAACAGAUCAUUUGCCAAACCACUUCAUAAGGAUGUUAAAAUUCUAGUAUUAGAGGCAGGAAUCUCUAGUUGGAAAUUUCAUGGUGGUAGUUGUAGUAGUAGUGAAAACUUCCAAGGAAACCAAGACAGCGGCGCUAUCUAUAUUAAUGGUAAUACUUCAGGUUUAAAGCUGCAACAACUGCCAAAAUUGACGCCUAAUAUUAGCUCCUCGAUGGAUUCUUCAAUGAAAGAUAUGAUGAGAUCAACUUCGCAAGAUCCAAGUAAUGCCGGCUUUAAUUUACCUAUACAGCAAAGACCACCUGGAUCUGCAAACCUAAUAAACCCCUCUCCCUCUGUAUCUCCUUCUCAAUUGCCACUUGGGUCGCCACCUUUGUCUCAUCAUCCAGACAUGAAAUUCGCCAAAUAUCCAACUACUCCACAAUUAGCCGACAAAGAUAAUGCGAAUGACAGUAAUGGCACUGCUAAUGGUACUGCUAAUGGUGGUAGCAGUGCUGGUAAUGGAUUGCCUACGUUCACCAAUGUUUCACCUAUAAAUUCAAGAGCGGUUGCGCCUGCACGUCGUACCAUUGCGUCACCCAACCCACCAAGCAUUUUGGUGGGUAGUAGUGCAACUAAUGGUACUAGUGCUAAUACUAGUACCAAUCAACCUUUAUCAAAACCUCCAACCCAACCAUUACCAACAUUGCCGCAAUUACCAACACGCUCAUCUAAUUCACAAAGUUCAUUAACACAGACAAAACAGUACGAUUUAGAUUUUACAGUUGGAUUAGAAAAUAUGGGUAAUUCAUGUUAUAUCAAUUGUAUCAUACAAUGCCUUUUAGGUACUCACGAAUUAACGAAUAUUUUCCUCAACAAUUCUUAUGAACGUCAUAUCAAUUUAAACAGUAAAUUGGGAUCCAAGGGCGUUUUAGCUAAACAUUUUGCCAGAUUAAUUCAUCAAAUGCAUCAAAGCGCUGCAUUUAAAAAGUCAGAUAAAAAUAAAGCUGUUAGACCCUAUGAAUUCAAAAUGGCUUGCGGUUCGAUAAAUUCCCUUUUUAGAGAAAGUGGUCAACAGGAUUCUCAAGAAUUUUGUCAAUUUUUGUUAGAUGGAUUACAUGAAGAUUUAAACCAAUGUGGUGGUAAUCCUCCAUUAAAAGAAUUAUCAGAAGAAGCUGAAAAAAUGAGAGAAAGAUUAUCGAUGAGAAUCGCGUCUUCCAUUGAGUGGGAGAGGUAUUUGACAAGAGAUUUCAGCGUUAUCGUUGAUUUGUUCCAAGGGCAAUACGCUUCGCAAUUGAGGUGCAAAGUUUGUAAUCAUACUUCUACAACUUAUCAGCCUUUUUCUAUACUAGCGGCCCCGGUACCUCACGCUAAAAGUUGUUACUUAUUGGAUUGCUUCAAGGAAUUUACAAAGUUAGAACAGUUGGAAAAAGAUGAAGAAUGGCUAUGUCCCUAUUGUAAGAAAAAGCAACCUUCGACUAAAAAAUUGACAAUCACAAGGUUACCGCGCAAUCUGAUUAUUCACUUGAAAAGAUUUGAUAAUUUGUUGAACAAAAAUAACGUUUUGGUCAAUUAUCCAUUCUUUUUGGAUUUAACUCCAUUUUGGGCAAAUGAUUUUGACGGGAGAUUACCACCUGGGGUUACUGAUGAAUUGCCUUCAAGGGGUCAAGUUGCACCAUUUAAAUAUAAAUUAUACGCAGUUGCGUCACAUUCGGGUAGCCUUUACGGUGGUCAUUAUACCGCUUAUGUGGAUAAAGGCUUGAACAAGGGCUGGUACUAUUUUGAUGAUACCGGUUAUCGUCCAAUGAGAACUCCAACGGAAUGUAUCACAUCAAAUGCAUACGUCUUGUUUUACCAUCGUGUAUACGGUGUUUAA
Molecule: messenger RNA, 2634 nt
Organism: Zygosaccharomyces rouxii
Lineage: Eukaryota; Fungi; Ascomycota; Saccharomycetes; Saccharomycetales; Saccharomycetaceae
Gene: DOA4
Product: ubiquitin-specific protease DOA4
Exons: 1
Coding region: 1-2634 (877 amino acids)
Biological process (GO): protein deubiquitination
Molecular function (GO): cysteine-type deubiquitinase activity
Source: RefSeq, a predicted model, not a curated record